UAACUGAUACUGUUGAUACCUCUGCUAAGGAAAAAAUGAACCAAAUAAAGAGUUUGUACAAGAAAGCUGGAAUGGGAAAGAAGAAGAAAACUGAAGUGAAAUAUGUAAGGGCACGUAAAAGUUUAGCAGGGAAGAAGGCAGUCCGUCCCAAAGGAAUCAAAGGGCCAUACAAGAUGGUCGACCCAAGGAUGAAAAAGGAAGUCAGAGCCAAACAAAGAUCAGAGCAAAAGAAAAAGAAAGGCGGAGGAAGGAAAAGGUGACUUUAGCUCCAGUGAUGUGUGAGUCAAUCAAGCUGAUACUUGCAAGAAAAGAAAUGAAUAGCCACAUUACAUGACAAAGUAGAAUUCCACGGCAGUUGUUUAGCAUUGAAAGAGACUUACCUUUAUGUAAAUUUCAUAAUGUUAUUAUGAAAUUAGUUUAACAUGAAUAAUAUACAUGAAUGUAAAAGAAUGA
This is a messenger RNA of Anneissia japonica, 453 nucleotides long. Its product is annotated as pre-rRNA 2'-O-ribose RNA methyltransferase FTSJ3-like. NCBI's taxonomy places the organism in Eukaryota, Metazoa, Echinodermata, Crinoidea, Comatulida, Comatulidae. The transcript has 2 exons. Gene Ontology annotation, molecular function: methyltransferase activity. The record is from RefSeq and is a predicted model, not a curated record. Gene Ontology annotation, cellular component: nucleus. Gene Ontology annotation, biological process: rRNA processing. Bases 36 to 260 code for a protein of 74 amino acids.